AUGAGAUGCAAAUAUCAGUUUGACGACGGAUCAAAUAAGUUUAUCCCUCACCCAUUUCAACAGAAAACAGGAUACAAUCCUUCUCUUGCUAAUAAUGCAAUUGAAGACUACAUCUUCGCUACUAAGAUUGAAAUUGGAAAAUUAAAUACUAAAAAAAUCAAAUCAAAUAUAUCCAUCAAAGAAAAAAUAGCACUAUCGACCUUAAGGAAUAACAAGAAUAUCAUAAUAAAAAAAGCAGAUAAGAAUUCAUCGACAGUGAUACUGGACAAAGAUAAAUAUGACAAAUUAGCCAUGGAUCAUUUGAAUGACCCAAUUCACUAUGAACAGGUGGAUAAAUCAGACUUUGAAGAACUUAUAAAGAUUCUCAAUGAAAAAAUAAACAAUCUGUACCGGAAAUCUUACAUUGACGAUACUACUCUAAAAUAUCUAUCAAUUCCAAAAAAUACAAGACUUGGAAGACUAUAUUUCCUACCAAAAAUUCACAAAGUGAAUGACCAAGACAGAAAUCAACUAAAAGUUAACAAAGAGUGGCUAGACAAUAUUAAUAUUACGGGUAGACCUAUUGUAUCAUUAUGCAAUAGUCCACUUGAAAAAGUAGGGACGUUCCUCGAUUAUUUCAUUAACCCGGUGGUAAAACAACAAUGGACCUACACUAAAGACACCACUGACUUUAUUAAUAAACUAGAAAAAAUCAAACUUCCUCAGGAAAUAAUUAUGUGUUCAUUUGAUAUUUCUUCUAUGUACACAAAUAUGCGUCAUGAAGAAAUUAUUGAGGCGGUGGAUCGUGCUUGGCCUAAACUAAAUAAAUGUGUAUAUGAAAUCCAACUUCCACCUAAAACAGAAUUUUUGGAACUACUAAAAAUAGUUCUUCAAAAUAAUAUUUUUGAAUUUCACGGAAAUAUUUUUCGGCAGAGAGUGGGUGUCCCAAUGGGACUAUCAACCGCACCAUGCCUAACAGAUCUAAGAAUGUUUGAAAUAAUAUCAGACAUACUAAAUCGAUUCCAAUAUUCGGAGGACAUCCUAAUGAUCUCAAUUUACAGGGACGAUGGGUUUAUAAUUUUUAAUAAAUCUGAAAGACAUUUCAUGGAAUUUAUAAAAAUUGCUAAUAGCGUUCAUCCAUUAAUUAAGUUCACACACACCAUUUCAAAUACUGAAAUACAGUUCCUAGACGUAACAAUAUAUAAGGGGAAGAGAUUCUUGGAAGACAACAUUUUGGAUGUUAAACUAUACCGGAAACCUACAGAUAACUUCCAAUACCUAGACAAAACCUCCUCUCAUCCUAAUGCAGUCUUCAAAGGAUUCAUUAUUGGGGAAACAAUAAGAAUAAUAAGAUCGUCUAACAAUGAAAUCGACAGAAAACAGGAAAUAGAUCUUUUCAAAAAUAAAUUAAUACAAAGAGGAUAUAAAGAAAGUCAAAUUGAACCGAUUAUGAAGGAAACAUUAAAAAGAUCUAGACAUGGUACAUUGAUUUAUAAAAAGAAGAAAAAACGUAUAGCGCCACCUCUAGUGUUGGCAACUAGAUACAAUCCGUUGUUUAAACAACUUGGCAGACUGAUAAGAAAACACUGGCACAUCAUUGAGAAAAAUAAAACUGCAAAACAACUAUUCCCAAAACCACCUAUAAUUGCAUAUAAACGACAUAAAAAUCUAAAGGAAUAUCUUACAUCAUCAAAACUAUAA
Molecule: messenger RNA, 1680 nt
Organism: Mytilus trossulus (common blue mussel)
Lineage: Eukaryota; Metazoa; Mollusca; Bivalvia; Mytilida; Mytilidae
Exons: 1
Coding region: 1-1680 (559 amino acids)
Source: RefSeq, a predicted model, not a curated record